Molecule: messenger RNA, 2421 nt
Organism: Carica papaya (papaya)
Lineage: Eukaryota; Viridiplantae; Streptophyta; Magnoliopsida; Brassicales; Caricaceae
Source: RefSeq, a predicted model, not a curated record
CAAAGAAGCAGUCGGGAACCGGACCAGCAUUUCCUCUGUUACGUUAAUUUUAUCAGCAGCCAUUUCAGAAGCCGGAUUCCUCUUCCACUCAGCCUUACCUGCUCCACUUCAAUUCUUCACUUGUCAGCUCUUGCUGAAUCCAUCUAAAAACUGAAACAUAACAAAGAUAUGACCACUAGGAACUUCGAGGCAAUGAGAGUCACGUUCUCAUUGCUUGCGAGCUCACGACGUCGACAAUGAAAAUCGCUUCUCUGUUUCUCCGUUCAGUGAUUCAAUUCUUUCCGAGGAAGUCAUGGUACUAUUUUUUCCACUCAUCCAGAGACACAGAAAUUGCCAUAUUCAAUGAAGUGCUGGCCAUCCGUGAUACUAUCAACCCCAUGGAACCCGCCUUGGAGCCCCUUGUACCAUUCUUAUCACCUGCGGUCAUCUCCUCUAUCAUUCAGGAACGGGGAGAUCUGCUACUGGAUUUCCGGUUUUUCAUCUGGGCAUCAAGGAGAAAGCGUUUUCGCAGCUGGGCAUCUCACGAUUUGAUCAUUGACAUGCUUUCUAAGGAGAAGGGGUUUGAUUUGUUUUGGCUGACUCUGGAGGAGCUGAGAAAAGGACGAUUUCUCAUUGCGUCCGACGCAUUUUUGGUACUGAUUUCCGGUUACGCGAAGAUGGGUUUAGCUGAAAAAGCCGUCGAAUCAUUUGGUAAGAUGAAGGAAUUUGAUUGCAAGCCCGAUGUAUUCACUUAUAAUGCGAUUUUGCACGUCACAAUACGUAAAGAGGUGCUUUUGUUAGCUUUAGCUAUUUAUAACCAGAUGUUGAAGGGUAAUUGUGCGCCUAAUAAAGUUACAUUUAGCAUUUUAAUCGACGGAUUGUGCAAGAGUGGCAAAACGCAAGAUGCAUUGAAGAUGCUCGAUGAAAUGACAAACAGAGAAAUAUCACCAGACAGAAUUACUUACACGAUUGUUAUUUCGGGUUUAUGCCAGGCGAAAAGGGAAGAUGAUGCACUUAGGCUGUUUAGUACCAUGAAAGAUCGUGGUUUAUCACCUGAUUCUGUUUGUUACAAUGCCUUAUUGAAUGGGUUUUGCAAGUCAGGCAGGCUUGACGAAACUUUUGCGCUCUUGAGAUCCUUCGAGAAGGAUGGUUUUGUUCUUGGUGUACCUGGAUACACUAGUUUGAUUGAUGGCUUGUUUAGAGCUAGGAGAUAUGAUGAAGCAUAUGCAUGGUACAGAACCAUGUUUGAUAAGGAUGUUAAGCCUGAUGUAGUUUUAUAUUCUGUAGUGAUUCGUUGCCUUUCGGAAGCAGGCAGAGUUAAAGAAGCAUUGCUGUUGUUAAUUAUGAAAAAUGGGUUUAUACCUAGUCCGGCAGUUUAUAGAACACUUAUGACUUGGUCGUGCAGGAGAAGAAAAGUUUCAAUGGCUUUUAGUUUCUGGUUCAAAUACAUGAAGGAUGUUUGUGGGCGAGAUGAUAAAGCACUUAAAGGAAUAAUGGAAGACUUUGACAAAGGAAAAGUUGAAGAGGCAGUACGAGGCUUGCUUAAAAUGGACUUUGAGUCAAAUGAAUUUGGUCUAGCAUUUUAUACCAUUUGCCUCAUUGGAUUCUGCCAGACUGGGAAAGUAGAAGAGGCUAUGAAGAUAUUUUAUAUGCUGGAGGAAUAUAAGGCAAUUGUCACUCCUCCAAGUUGUGUGAAGUUGAUUCAUGGUCUCUGUAAAAAAGGAAAUCUGGAUCAGGCGGUGGAUAUUUUCCUUUACACACUGGAAAAUGGUUUUAAGUUGAUGCCUAGAGUUUGUAACUACUUACUUAAAUCCCUUAUUUAUUCCAAUGAUAAAAGGGAGCAUGCCUAUAAUAUUCUAAGAAGAAUGAAGUCACAGGGAUAUGAGUUGGAUUCUUGUCUCUACAAAACGACCAAAUCUCUUUUACAUGGUCAUUUGGAUACGCUGGAAAUGGAAAGUAUAUCACCUGGUUAAACUCUGAAUGCAUAGAGCACAGGAAGUGCGUACAAUAAAUUAUCGUAGCCAUACAAGGAUUUGACCGAAGAAAUGGUGCUAAAGGAGCUAAGGCCCUCUCCAGUUUCCCUUUUGUUUAUGGGGAGUUGUAAAACAAGGGGCAGGUUAGUUUUCUCUUUUCUUUUUUAUUUCUCAUCUCCUUUACCUCAUUUUUUCACUAGAUGAAGGACACUGAACAUAACUUGUUCAUGGAGGUUCUAGUAAAAAAAUAAUAGGAAGUGAGCCGUUAGCCAAGAAAAUCGCCAACUGUCAUCAAUUUUGUAGUUGUAAUUUGAUUUACUGAGUUAGUUUUUAAUAUAAUGUCAUCUUUGACUAGAACUUAAGUGAUCUAUUUAUGAUCAAGAUUAAGUUUGGGGUCAGUGGAGAUCCAACCUCUCCUGGUAAUAUAUUGUAUUCUUUAAUCUACAAAUGACACGGCCAAUUUCUGUUA